Molecule: messenger RNA, 1479 nt
Organism: Thermothielavioides terrestris NRRL 8126
Lineage: Eukaryota; Fungi; Ascomycota; Sordariomycetes; Sordariales; Chaetomiaceae
Exons: 2
Coding region: 115-1479 (454 amino acids)
Cellular component (GO): fungal-type vacuole membrane
Source: RefSeq, a predicted model, not a curated record
CAGGCGGGCCGUACGCCUUGACGGAGCCUGUGUCUGUUGUCGCCGUCGCUCGCCAACCCCUGAGGCCGUGGCUCAAGCAGCGCAGUGUCUAAGAGCCAUCGUCGCAGCAAGACCAUGGCCACGACGACUACAGGACCGCCGGAGAGCUCUGCCGCCAAGGUAGCGGACGCCCGGCCUGAGAACGUCCUCGACGACGCCUCUUCGGUGGACGAUGGCGUCCACGAAAAGCAGGACGCGCCGGUCGGUGCCUCCAAGUGGCAGAAAGUAAAGCAGCACUUCCGGCGGUUCUGGUGGGCUCACCUCAUCGCGGUGAUCAUCUUGCUGGCCAUCUUGUUACCGAUCAUAUUCAAAGUCAUUAUCCCGGCCAUCAUCAGGAACGUCGUCAAGAGCCAGGAGCUGCCCGUAAUAAGCGGCGCCCUCAACUUCACCGCCCCGACCCAUCUGAACAUGUCCAUGGACACCUCCCUGGACACGCCACUCGGCGUCAAGAUCGAUCCCCUGGCGCUCAGCCUCUACCAGCCGCCCGCCGACCCCGACCACGACGACUCCGACGCCAAGGGCCCCUUCUUGACGCUGCAGAUGCCAGAGCAACACGUCCACCACCUGACCAACGUCUCGAUCCCCGAGCAGACCGUCCAGGUGCUCAACCAGACGCAGAUAACCGCCUGGUUCAACCAGUUCUUCGACAACGAGACGGUCGACCUCCGGCUCAAGGCCGACCAGCUCAGCGCGCACCUCGGCGCGCUGCACUACGACGUCAGCCUGGACAAGACGGUCAAGGUGCCCGGGCUGAACUACCUUGCGGGGUUCGGGGUGCAGGACAUGCAGUUCACGAUCCCGCCGGACCCGGCGACUGGGUACAACCUGCGGGGCCACUUGCUGAUUCCCAACGCGGGCGUGAUCACGCUGGGGCUGGGCAACGUGUCGUUCAACAUCCUGGCGGGCGACGUCAACCUGGGGCUGGUGCACCUGUACGACCUGGACCUGCGGCCGGGCAACAACACGCCCUACUUCGAGGGGGAGUUCUACUUCGACCAGCUGGUGCCCAACCUGGCGGCCGUGCUGGCCUCGCAGCAGGCCGCGCUGGCCGACGGCGUCGUCGAGCUGCACUCGCGCGGCAACGCCACCGUCAACUACGGCCGCCACAUCCCCUACAUCGAGGGCGUGCUCAACAUCAAGCGCAUCCCCAUGCGCAUCCCCCUCACCUCGCUGCUGCUGGACGUCGUCGAGGGCGUGCUAGCCGGCGGGAUGAACGGCACGCAGCACCUGCCGCUGCUGGACACGCUCGGCGAGGUGCUGGGGAAUAAGACCCUGUUUGAGCAGAUGCUCAGCCAUUGGGAUGCCGCUGGCGGCGGCGGGAACGGGACGGCGGCUGGCGGCGCCGCCGGGGGGAAGAGGUCGGUGAUGAGGGCGGUGGGGAGGUCGAUGCGCAUGAAUCUGUUCAAGUUGGGCUUGAGGAGCCUGCGAUCCAAGUUUUGA